Messenger RNA from Ostrea edulis (European flat oyster), 1149 nucleotides. RefSeq names its product protein YIPF4-like. Gene Ontology annotation, cellular component: trans-Golgi network; membrane. Lineage: Eukaryota; Metazoa; Mollusca; Bivalvia; Ostreida; Ostreidae. Bases 21 to 845 code for a protein of 274 amino acids. Gene Ontology annotation, biological process: endoplasmic reticulum to Golgi vesicle-mediated transport; vesicle fusion with Golgi apparatus. The transcript has 6 exons. The record is from RefSeq and is a predicted model, not a curated record.
AAACUCGUGAAUCAACAAAAAUGGCCGCCCAAUCACAAUCCACAUCAUCGCCAGAGAGCUAUGCUUUAAAUUUUGACAAUUAUAAUCAGUAUGAUGCCCAACAAAGUUCUCAGAAUACAUCGGGGUAUAAUCCAAACAUUGAAGAAUUUCAAUUCGUGCAGACUCAGACUUCAUCAGAGAAAGUUGCAGUAGAAGGCUCAAUUCAGGAAAAUGAAGUCCAAACCAUGACAAAUCCUUAUGGUGUGAAAAAGCGAUCCGUUGCAUCAAAAUUUCUGGAAAGUCGAGGAUUUGGCUGGUUGACAGAGGAAGAAGAAUUGGAUGAGGAAGAUCAAAAACCUCUAUUGGAGGAGUUAGACAUAGAUCCAAAGGAUAUUUAUUACAAGCUACGAUGUGUGCUGUUUCCUCUGCCACAACUGGGAUUUAAUCGCCAUGUUGUCCGAGAAAGUCCAGAUUUCUGGGGCCCCCUUGUUGUCAUAUUGCUAUAUUCUCUGGUGUCAUUGUAUGGACAGUUCAGGGUGGUGUCCUGGAUUAUCACAAUAUGGAUAUUUGGUUCACUCAUCAUCUUCUUAUUGGCCAGAGUUCUUGGAGGAGAGGUGAGCUAUUCCCAAUGCCUUGGUGUGAUUGGUUACUCAGUGUUACCACUGGUUAUAACAGCAGCCAUAUUGCCACUCUUCAGAAGAUUUCAUUUUGUCAGCCUGUUACUAAAGUUUUUUGGAGUGUUGUGGGCAGCCUACAGUGCGGGAUCUUUGUUAUGUGUUCAGGAGCUCCAGCAGAAGCGCACCCUAUUGCUGUACCCUGUCUUUCUCCUGUACAUUUACUUCCUGUCCCUAUAUACAGGAGCCUGAUUCAGAUCCGUUAAAAACUUUACUCAUAUUCUGCAUCAUGUUAAAAGUACAACUUAUUUCCUUUAAUUAUGAAAUUAACAUUGUUGUAUAUUAUGUAUAUAAAUUUCACAUAGAGCGAGACAUAUUAUUAUAUAUUAUGUGUAUAUAACGUUUCAUUUUCAGUGUAGCAGUGAGUGAAACAUUUAUGUGCGGUAUUUUAGAUCUGUGAUAUUCCAGCUGUUAACUUUUGUAAAGCUGACAAUCUGUAAAAUUGUUAUUUAAAAACCUGUGGUGAACAUAAUAGAAUUAAAUUUUAAAACCUGUA